GAGUGUCACGCCGUCAUGCCCAUGAACGAAAAUGUUGCACAGUUUUCUUUACAAUUCUCCAGAAUUGACGUGUAAUUACAAUAUUACUGGUGGUUUUAUACGUAUAAUAUGUAUGUACAAAACAUGUGCUUACGUAUGUAUGCUCUCUGUACAUAAUGUAUAAACGUAAACAACGCCUUUAAUGCCAUCUGCAACAAAAUACUAAAGCUCGUUGCAUAUGUUAGUGUAUAUGUAUAUAUAUAUAGUACAAGUAGAUGUUUUAGUCUAUAACGUACAACGAUUUGAGGUUAAAUAAGAAUUAAAUUGACCAUCAAAAUGAUGUCGCUAACGAGAAAUUUGGAGAAUAAUAUUAUUCAAAGAUGUUCAAAAAUCAUAAAACUAUCAUCAUCGUUUUGUACAUCGACAGUUACUAAUACUGAUAAAGAUUUCCGAGUACUGAAUUUAAUACCAAAAAGGAUCAAACAUGUGAAGAAAACACAAUUUUACAAACAGCUUAGUAAAAAGAUUCUACUGAAGGAGGACAUAAUGCCUACUGAUCAAAAUUGGCAAGCAAUUUGGCCCGUUGCGCGUACAUUUCAUCCUAUAACUGUACCAAUUCCACUACGGCAAGGAUAUAAAUAUAAGAAGAAUGCAAAUCCAGAAAAGUACGCGAAUGCGGAACUCAUGAAAAUUCCAAAUUUUUUACAUCUUACUCCACCAGCGGUUAAAGCACACUGUGAAGAAUUAAAACAAUUUUGCACAGAAUGGCCAAUAGGUUUAGAAACAGACGAAGCUUGCGAGAAACAUUUUCCAGUUGAAAUAAUCUCUUCCAAUUAUUGCUACUCCUCUCCAACGAUAAGAGAACCUCUCGCAAGAAUAGUGACUUUAAGAGUAAAGCUAUCCUCCCUACAUUUAGAUUAUCAUGCUAAAGAUAAAAUACUCAGGUUGGUAGGAGACAGAUACAACCCUGAAACGGAUAUAUUAACGAUAGUCGCAGAUAGAUGUCCAACCAGAAAGCAAAAUUUGGAUUAUGUCAACUAUCUUUUAACAGCGUUGUAUCAUGUAUCCUGGCGAGUCGAACCGUGGGAAAGCCAAAAAGUUGAAGCAGACAUGGAGUUUUACGAAUGGGAUAAAAGCAAAAGCCGAGAUAGUUUAGUAACCAUAUUUUGUUGGCCAAACCCACCAACAGACUCUAAUUACGAAAGUAUACCGCACGCAACGGAGUACAAAGUCGCAGUAUCGGAACUAAUUAAUAACGGAGAAGAUCAUUUCACGAUCAAUAAAUACAAACAAGCUGUUAAGAAUGUAUUAAAUCUCAAGCAUGAAGAAGAUGGAGAAUAAACGCCAAUAUAAGUAUGUUAUAAACCCUCAGUGUAGUUUUCAAUUUUGCUCUUACAAUAGAUGCAGCUAUCUAGAAAUUCCGAAAUAAAUACAACUUUAUUAAAUGUUUCUACUGCGUUUAUUCACAUUUUUCUUCAGCAUGGGUCGAAAAGUACACCGAUGUUGACAUUAUUAAUUUAAACGGAUAAAAGUUCAAAAAUUCUCACUUAUCAUAAACACUAUAAAUUUAAUUCAUGAAUGUGUUUAUUACAUUUAUUACUACAUGUUAGAAUGAAUGAAUUGUCACAUAACACUAUAAAUGAACAUAGCUUUCUUCUUAGAUAAAUAUGUUAAUCGGUAACAGAUCUUAUUACAAAUUUGUUCUUUAUUAUACUAUAUAACAUACAAUCUCUAAGGAAGGCUAUACCAUUUAAUAUGAAUUUAAAUUGAGAAAUUCAUUUAUUAUAUUUAUUCACUUCAUACUCAGUCUUUCAAAUCAUUUAUUAAAAUACUGUCCACUGGACGCACAGCGUGAAUUAUGAAGUCUCUUUUAUCAUAAAAAUAGACAUAUUACAAAAUACAACUACAUUUCUUCAAAUAACGUUGCUUAAGCGUUAUUAUAAAAAUACAAGGCAAUACUAUACUAAUAACUUUUGGACUUAUACCGUGAUACAAAUAUAAACUGUUUAGCCAGUU
Megalopta genalis is the source of this 1995-nucleotide messenger RNA. RefSeq names its product mitochondrial ribosomal protein S35 (gene mRpS35). NCBI's taxonomy places the organism in Eukaryota, Metazoa, Arthropoda, Insecta, Hymenoptera, Halictidae. Gene Ontology annotation, biological process: mitochondrial translation. Gene Ontology annotation, molecular function: structural constituent of ribosome. Gene Ontology annotation, cellular component: mitochondrial small ribosomal subunit. The record is from RefSeq and is a predicted model, not a curated record.